UUACAUUCUUCAUCAACUGCGAAAAUAAUCGCUGGCUCGAAUUUUUUUAAGUGAUGGGUGACAGUUGACGAGGGUUGUGGAAAUAUUACGGUCUGCAACUGUUUUCUCUCCGUCGUUAUCCUUCUCUCUCGUGGGGAGGAGCCAUGACUUUAUUGGGCUGGUGCGGUGUCGGCGUGCUGCUGCUGCGCUGCUGCGGCUGCCUGGUGUCCGCCGAGCAGCUCGCUGUGGUGGCGGUUCAGCUGGAGCAGCGGCCCGGGGUCAGCGCCCUGCUCCAGGGGGAGCUGCUGGGCUCCGGCUCCGAGCUGGGGGGGCAGGACCGAGAAGAGCUGGAGGGGAACCUGGUCCUGGUGCCAGAUGAGGAGACGCAGGUGAGCGGAGAAGAUGAGGACGCCACCAGUGAGCAGGAGCCCUGGAUCGGGGUGGUGCCUGUGGAGAUGGACGACAGCAAAGCCUCCACUGGGAACCAGGAGUCCUUCACCGACGCAGUGGUCAGUAAAAUGAAGCGAGCGCUGGUCCUCGGGGCUUCGGCGCUGAUCAUCCUGGCUCUCAACCAAAACACCGUCAGCGAGAUGGACUUGUCUCAGGUCCUGUCCAAGCCCAUCAUCGUGAUCCAGACGUCGGAGAAUGUCACCAAGCUGAUUGGAGCUCUGCUCAGGGGCCUUCGGGCAACGGCUAAAAUCACCUACGAGAGGAUCCUGCAGGACAACCUGGGAGCCACGCUCACGCUGUGGUCCAGCUGCGGCCGCUCCAGAGGAGGCCUCUACGGCGAGUGGCAGGGCGUCAUCUGCACGGGGGAGACCAACUCCCAGGUCCAGAAGUACCUGCAGCAGCUGUGGGACACCGUCCUCCUGGUGGCUCUGAUCCUCUGCACGGGGGUCAUCGUUCAGGCCCGCUGGCAGUACCAGGACCACCAGCUGAACGACAACUUGGAGCUCCUCCCCAAGCAGGAUGUUCUGAAGAGGAUGUCGUUGCUGAAGACCAGAACGUAUCGUCAGCCCAAAUCCUGGUGUGACCCGUCGCAGGCGUCGGAGAUGGAUAUCUGCGCCGUCUGUCUGGAGCCGUUCAACAAUAACCAGUGUCUGCGGGUGCUGCCGUGUCUUCACGAGUACCACAGAGACUGUGUGGACCCCUGGCUGCUGCUGCAGCACACCUGUCCUCUGUGCAAACGCAGCAUCCUCGGCAGCGUCUGCAAAGACAGUUAACAGUCGUUUGACGUCUGGCGGCGGCAGCUCUGGGCAUCUCCUCGUCUCCACUUUAACACUCCAGACGUCUUUGUUUUUUCACCUGAUGUCACCUCAAGACUUCCUCCUCCCACCCGUGGAUCGUGGGAUCAGAUCUAAACCUCUCAUGGACACGGCGUUGGUACAAACGCCAUGCUUUGACGUACCUUCUGUUGCGUUAAAACUGUGCAGUUGUUUGUGUAUUUGUGAUCUUCAGGUGUGAAAGUGUCUCUCUGGACAUCUGAGCAACAAAACGUGGUUCUUCUGGGUAAAAACCGAAUACCAACGA
Molecule: messenger RNA, 1509 nt
Organism: Cololabis saira (Pacific saury)
Lineage: Eukaryota; Metazoa; Chordata; Actinopteri; Beloniformes; Belonidae
Gene: rnf215
Product: ring finger protein 215
Exons: 10
Coding region: 144-1202 (352 amino acids)
Biological process (GO): ubiquitin-dependent protein catabolic process
Molecular function (GO): ubiquitin protein ligase activity
Source: RefSeq, a predicted model, not a curated record